CGCCGCCGCCGCGGAGCGCCGCCGCUGAAGUGAAACACAGCCAGCGCCAGCCGUUGGUGCUUCAACAAGAAAGAUGCUUUCCGCCGCAACUCUCCCCGUGCUGCUAGUUUUAUUCGGCCUGGCAGCGAGCAAACAAAAAGAUUUGUAUACUUUCAAAGUUGUGAACAGCCGAGGGAAAUUGGUGUCACUUGAAAAAUACAGGGGCUCGGUAUCCCUGGUCGUGAACGUGGCCAGUGAAUGCGGUUACACCGAGGAACACUACAAAGGCCUUCAGAAACUGCAACGGGACUUGGGGCCGUAUCACUUCAAUGUCCUGGCAUUUCCCUGCAACCAAUUUGGCCAGCAGGAACCUGGCAGCGACAAGGAGAUUGACAGCUUUGUGCGCAGAGUCUACGGAGCCUCAUUUCCCCUCUUUAGUAAAAUUGCUGUGGCAGGAACAGGAGCGAACGACGUCUACAAGUACCUUGUUGAGUCCUCUGGGAAGGAGCCCGACUGGAAUUUCUGGAAAUACCUUAUCGAUGUGGAUGGAAAAGUGGUGGAUGCGUGGGGACCGCAGGUUUCGCUUGAAGAAUUACGUCCAAAAAUAGCUGACAUGGUGCGGCAGAUCAUCCUAAAGAAGAAAGAAGAGUUGUAAUUUCCUACUACACCAUCUAUCUAUCCAUCGGUCAAGCUGUCUGUCGGUGUGUGCACUCCACUCAUCUGCUUGAGUAGAUUCCAAUGACUUCCUUUGGGAAACAAAUGAUAAACGGAGUAAGCAUCAAAUGAAUGCACUGAUUAAACAUCAGAAAAUGUGUUCCUCCAUUGAGUGUUGCAUAAGGUUUCCAUUUUUUUAAUAAAGUGGCAUUCGUGACAACUUUUUUGUUGUUGUUGAACAGACA
Molecule: messenger RNA, 878 nt
Organism: Syngnathus acus (greater pipefish)
Lineage: Eukaryota; Metazoa; Chordata; Actinopteri; Syngnathiformes; Syngnathidae
Gene: gpx7
Product: glutathione peroxidase 7
Exons: 3
Coding region: 74-634 (186 amino acids)
Biological process (GO): response to oxidative stress
Molecular function (GO): glutathione peroxidase activity
Source: RefSeq, a predicted model, not a curated record